AUGUGUGCCGGUAAUAUCUAUAUUGCCAUCUAUUUUUGUUUGCAACAGGUGACUGGAUGCCUGUCAUACUAUGACAAAGUUCGAGAUGGGUUUUACCUGAUCCAUGGGAUGGAUCCAUAUGUAUGGACCAUAAGUACUGAUCUCCAUGAAACUGGUCGGGUCCCAUCUUUUGAAUUGUUGAAAGCUGUUAACCCUUGUAAUGAUUUCCCUAUUGAAGUGGUUUUAGUUGAUAAAUCUAGGGAUCCUAGUUUAAGGGAACUGCUAAAUAAGGUGCUCGGCCUUUAUAGUAGCUGGACCACUCAGAAAGAGGUGGUUGAUCACCUUGCAGAGCUUGUAUGUAAGCGCUUGGGGGGCAUAGCUUCUACUGGAGAAGAUUGUUUGGAGAACCGAUGGAAAGAGCGCGUUCAGGUUUUGAAGGACUGUCUAGGCUCUAUUGUGAUUCCAAUUGGAAGAUUAUCUGUUGGGUCUUGUGUUCAUCGGGCCCUACUUUUUAAAGUGUUGGCAGACAUAGUUAACUUACCAUGUCGAAUAGCUAAGGGCUGUAAAUAUUGUGGGAGGGAAUGUGCUUCCUCAUGUCUGGUGCGAUUUGGUCUGGACAGAUCGGAUGCGCUUUGUGGAACGGUAUUGGGCUAUAUACACAAAAAGAAGUUGAAUAUUUUGGAGAUUCAGGCCGUACCGUGGCAUUACAGAAUGGUGUCGGAUGAUACAAUGUGA
Messenger RNA from Ilex paraguariensis (yerba mate), 714 nucleotides. NCBI's taxonomy places the organism in Eukaryota, Viridiplantae, Streptophyta, Magnoliopsida, Aquifoliales, Aquifoliaceae. The record is from the annotation of a GenBank genome assembly.